AUGGAGAAUAAAGGUUGCUAUUCGUUUGUCUGGCUGCUGGUGAUCGGAGUGUGUUUAGUAUUUCUGGUUCGACAUACGACCUACCCGAAUGCGGUUCUUCCUGCCAUGGGGAAGUUUAUGGCAGGUCCGCGACUGUUGCAGGUGGUCCGUGAGGCGAAAGAUCGACCAACGCCCUUACAGUUGGCAGAGUUUCAUGAUGGUGCCGAGUGUGAUCGUAUCUGUCCGGAACAGGAAGCUCCUCGGGUGUGUUAUUUUCGGUGGAUCGCCGAACAAUAUGCAGCGAUGGGAUCCGCUUGUGGUGACUGUCGUUGGGGCAAUCGAAGUCACUGCUUUCAUCCGCAGUGCAUUACGGCGGACGGUAUGGAGCGUGGAGUCUUGGCACUUAACCGACAAAUCCCAGGACCGUCCAUACACGUCUGCCGGCACGAUAUGGUUGUGGUGGAUCUCAUCAACCAUAUGGAAGGUCUUGAAACAACGAUCCAUUGGCAUGGAGCACAUCAGUACGAUACGCCGUGGAUGGAUGGUGUGCCCAUGAUCACACAGUGCCCGAUCCCACACGGUACCGGCUUUCGGUACGCGUUUAAUGCAUCCGAACCGGGCACACAGUUCUACCACUCACAUUCGGGCCAUCAAAAGGCAAACGGGCACUACGGACUGUUUGUGGUUCGAUCGCCAACCGACAUCAAUCGCGAUCUGUACGAUUACGAUCUCAGCGAGCAUCAUAUCGUGAUAUCGGACUGGACGCUCGAUCUGGUGGAGAAGUUUGUGCCGGGACUUCAGAGCAGUACGGUGCGGAUGGAUUCAAUUCUUAUAAACGGUCGUGGAAGGCAUUUUGAUGAGGAGGAACACGAACUUCAAGUGCAAGCACCGUUGACAGUGUACCGGGUGAAGAAAGGUUUUCGGUAUCGCUUUCGGUUGAUUAGCAGUGGAAGCCAAUUCUGUCCUUUCCAGUUGCAGAUUGAAAACCAUCGAAUGCAGCUAAUUGCCACCGAUGGAGGCGCCGUGCAGCCCACCAUGGUCGACACACUCAUCUCCACCUCGGGCGAACGGUACGACUUUGUUCUGUCCGCAAAUCAGAAACCAGGUAACUACUGGGUGCGAGUCCGUGCCAUCGGCUUUUGUAACGUCGAGCGACGGGAAGAGUUUGCCGUCCUGUCGUACAUCGAUGAAGUGGACACCGUACCGGAAGAGGUACUGGCCUACCCGAACCGCACGCCACCCACCUGGGAUGAGCGAUUCCCGACGGGCACGGUGCUCAACAACCCGAACGCCACGUGCUACGUGCCGGACGAUGGCGAUCUGUGUGUGGCCGAUCUGGAAUCGCACGAAGUCUACCGGGACGAUGCACUGAUCGAUGCGGCCCCGGACAAAUACUUCCGCAUCCUGUUCAACACGUUCACGGCCGACCCGUCCGUCCUGUUUUCCGAUCACGGUUACGUCCGCUACAUGACCGUAGUACUCACGCUCAACAACAUUGGCGUCACGAACAACAUCAGCAUGGUGUUCCCGGACUUUCCGCUGCUCACGCAACCGGAACUGAUUGGCGGCGACGGGAUGUUCUGCAACGACACGCACCGGCCGGAGCGCUGCAAACCGCACCAUGCCUGCUUCUGUCUGCACCGGCUAAAGGUGGCCCUCAAUGACGUGGUCGAGAUGUCGCUGAUCGACGACGCGGAAGUGGUGCGCGAUCUGUACCAUCCGUUUCAUCUGCACGGGCACCGGUUUAUCGUAACCGGCAUGGGGCAGCUGCCCGAAUUUCGGACGCAAAGCGAAAAGGUGGACUUUGUUGAGCGGAGUCGCCGAUAUGCACGCACCAUGCCCAGUGACCAUAACCCACCGUACAAGGAUACCGUAUCGGUGCCAUCGCGCGGCUACACUCGCAUACGCUUCCGGGCGGAUAAUCCAGGAUUUUGGUUGGUACACUGUCACUUCGAAUGGCAUCUCGGCAUCGGGAUGAGCUUUGUGCUGCAGGUCGGUGAGGUGGACGAAAUGAAACAGGCCCCGAGUGAUUUUCCACGGUGCGGCAGUUACAAACCGGACAUCUACUCCCCGCUCUAGUGGGU
Anopheles maculipalpis is the source of this 2063-nucleotide messenger RNA. RefSeq lists its product as uncharacterized. Bases 1 to 2058 code for a protein of 685 amino acids. Gene Ontology annotation, molecular function: oxidoreductase activity; copper ion binding. The record is from RefSeq and is a predicted model, not a curated record. Gene Ontology annotation, biological process: iron ion transport. Lineage: Eukaryota; Metazoa; Arthropoda; Insecta; Diptera; Culicidae. Gene Ontology annotation, cellular component: plasma membrane. The transcript is spliced from 10 exons.